Messenger RNA from Photinus pyralis (common eastern firefly), 1872 nucleotides. RefSeq lists its product as uncharacterized. The record is from RefSeq and is a predicted model, not a curated record. The transcript is spliced from 2 exons. NCBI's taxonomy places the organism in Eukaryota, Metazoa, Arthropoda, Insecta, Coleoptera, Lampyridae. The coding region runs from base 306 to 1535 and encodes 409 amino acids.
CAAAAACAAGAAUUGUGAUUUCGAAGAGAUGCUGAUAAGAAAAGUUGCAAGCGCUAAUGAAAUGUGCGCGUGGAAGUACCUACCUAAGUACUAAACUCUUAUUGUAUAAUUUUCGAACUAAUUCCAACGUUAAAACUUAUGGGGGGCAAUUAAAAGAAAGGAAUUCCAGGCGGAGGGACAUCAUACGAGUCCACCUUGAUGCAAAUUGCGGCCUUGUUAAAUAUAUUUUUCAAUCGCUGAAGUAGUGUUGCGUUACGAUUAUACCUACACGUUUCUGUUCUCGUAUUUCUUUCGCCAUUUUAGUCAUGGAAACGAAGCAGGAAUAUUUAACAGAUGCACAAAUGGAGGCACUCGACAAAUUUCUAAAUAGUAUCGGUAUUCUAAAUUACGAAUUAAAGUUUUCACCAGCGGUAGAAGACGGUGAAAAUUUCGGUGGUGUGAUAUUGAAAGUUGAUGUGUUGGAAGUGAAAAACGCAGAUCUGCCAGUAAACCAUUUCAUUAUCAAAUGCUCACCUCACAGUGAUAUAAUCCAUGCAGCGGUGCCAUUCGUCAACGUUUAUAAUAUCGAAAUAUACCUAUAUUCAACAGUAUUUUCAGAAUUUCUGCAGAUUCAGAGAGAAAAAAAAGUUGCACAGGUGUGUAAACCAUGUCCAAAAUUCUAUACAUCAUUGACCAAGCAUCGGGAAGAAAUGUUGGUACUUGAAGAUUUAAAACUGAAAGGGUAUGAGCAUCACAAUCGUUACCUGCCCUUGAAUUACGAUCACGUAUUGAUAAUGUUAAAGCAAUACGCGAAAAUACACGCGUUAUCUUACGCCGUUCGUGAUCAAAAACCUCAACUAUUCCAGGAAUUUCAAAAAAACAUGCGUAACCAUUUCUUCGAAGACCUCACUUUUGGUGCCAUCCAAACGUACGUUCAGCAUCGCUUAACCCACGCACUUAAAGCACUAAAUCGUGAUCAGGAUGGGCCAUAUUAUGACAAAUUUGUCUAUUUAGCAGAGAAUUGGAAUUCCGUACUAAAGAGUUUGAUGUCAAAAUCUCAACACCCAGUUGUUUGUCACAUUGACUGUGGUAUUUCUAAUGCACUUUUUAAGUACCAGCACACAAAGAUUCCAACCGAAGUUAUCUUAUUGGACUGGCAACACUCACGCGUGGAUUCACCAGCCGUAGAUCUAGUUGCAUUCAUCCUAUCAUCUGCAGACGCUUCCACACUGGAAAAGUUCGAUGAAUUGGUUGUUGAGUACUAUAAGUCACUAAGUUCAUUUCUGCGGGAGCUUGGAAGUGAUCCAAAUGAAGUAUUGCCGUUUGAAGUAUUACAAUCAGAGCUAAAAACGUACGGAAUAGUUGGUCUCCUCAUGACGGUGUUAUUACUGCACGUUUACGCGGCCGGUAACCAAAAACUGCCGAACUUGGUUACCGAUGAGUCCUAUUCAAGUGGAUUCGUAUUCACAUACAACUUGGAUGAUAGAACACAUUACGAUAGCCGAAUGAGGGCGGCUGUUUCUAAAUUUCACAGAAUGGGUUAUAAUUUUAUGUAGUUUUUUGGACCUCAUUUGAGCGAUUACAGCGUUCAAAAAAACUUGUUAAUACUGUUCAGAAACUUGUAAUCAAGAUUUGGCUCGUUUCCUUCAUUAUAUUGCUCUUAUUGCAACAAUUUUAUGAUUUUACGCAAUUGAUUAUUGCAGAAUUGUUCUCGAACCCAAGUAUCAACGAGCAAAAUCGAAUUCAGGGAGUUAUUAUUUUUAAGACGAAUAGUACAAUUUACUACUACUAUACUAUAAUUUUAUUAUUAAUAAAAAGUUAAUUUGUUGAUAAUUGGUCUCUUAACAUAACAUACAUGUUUAUAAUGCUACACAAGUAUCAAUAUAUAUUUAC